Molecule: messenger RNA, 5717 nt
Organism: Epinephelus moara (kelp grouper)
Lineage: Eukaryota; Metazoa; Chordata; Actinopteri; Perciformes; Serranidae
Gene: nlgn2b
Product: neuroligin 2b
Exons: 9
Coding region: 1070-3697 (875 amino acids)
Biological process (GO): postsynaptic membrane assembly; modulation of chemical synaptic transmission; presynaptic membrane assembly
Cellular component (GO): postsynaptic specialization membrane; cell surface; synapse
Molecular function (GO): signaling receptor activity; neurexin family protein binding
Source: RefSeq, a predicted model, not a curated record
GAGACAGAGAGAGGGAGAGUGACUGUUGAAGCUGUGGGAUCCUCUUCAGUGCAGGCAUCGGGCUGCAAAAUUAUAUCACUGCAUCCUAAUAUUUAAAGCACUUAUGGUGCCAUUCUAAAAGCAUGAAGGCUAAACGGAAGAUCCCUGCGCUGUGUCUCAGUCUGAGCCUGUGUUUUCUGUGAAGAGCAUCAGAAACCAAGUGAAACCAAGAGAGAGAGCACCACGCAAGCGCGUAAAGAAGAGAUUGGACACCUGAUUUUUUUCUGUGUGUGGGGUGUCUUUAGAGCGCUAUUUCACAUUUUAAGGCAAAACAAUCGGUGUUUUGAAGGCCCUCGCGGUGCCGCGGGGCAGAUACCGUGGAUUAUUAUCAGCAUGGACAAAUGGGGAAAAGAGGACAGAUCACUGCGUUGACUUUUAAGGCAACGCGCAGAGUCUUGAUGCUAUAGCGUUACGCAUUUAUUUUACUGUGAGCGCUUUUUUUUCUCCCCCCUCCUGUUUGAAUCACACUCGCUGCUGCAUCUCAACAUUAUAAAAGUCAAAUAUCUGUGGAUAAGGAACAGAGCAGGGUGUUGUCAGAGAGGGAUGAGAGGAGGAGGGGGCAGUAUGAGGUGUGCUUUUUUUGGAAAAGCCGGAGAAAGACGGACACCGAGAAGGUGUACUGAUGUGCGAAAGCCUGCGACGCGUUACCCUCCUGAGAAAUAAUUGCGAUCAGGGAAGAAAUGGCCUAGUUAAAACAUCAUCGACACGCCGGCAGAGGAUAGAAAAGAAGAAUCGUGUUUAGAUGGACGGGCCAUCAUCAUCGUCAUCAUCAUAAUUCCAGUGCUCACAUCGAGUCUUUUAGGUGUAAUUGGCUUGCUGACUGCAGCUCUGGACCCAUCAGGAGUUCCAAAGAGGAGGACGGAUGAGACCACAGAGUCUACCUGAGAAUGCUACCUGUCCCUCCGCCUCACCAUGUCACCCUAGGAAAACUAUUAAACUGUCCCCGUCCACAAAUCCUCUUUUUUCCUUUAUUUCCCAUAACCCACUGAGUUUGUGAUCCCUCUUUACACCCAGCUGAAGUCCUAGUGAUAUGGCUAAAAGAGCCUUUAUUUUGGACAUGUUGUUUUUUCCUCUCGGUGCUGCCAGCCACCAAGGCUAUGGUGGGAAGCGUCAUUAUACUUCUCAGCAGGUUGCCAAUCACUGUCUGCUGUGGCUCUUGGGACUGGUGCUACACCUUACCCUUUCCUCAUGUCAACGGGUUGACCUUAAACACCCCAUAGUGUCCACAGGCUAUGGAAAGGUGCGUGGUAUCAGGAAGGAGCUCAAUAAUGAGAUCUUGGGCCCUGUGGAACAGUACUUAGGUGUGCCAUAUGCCACCGCACCUAUCGGUGAGCGCCGGUUCCAGCCCCCUGAAGCUCCAGGUUCCUGGCAAGAGAUCCGCAAUGCCACCCAUUUUGCGCCAGUGUGUCCCCAGAAUGUGCACGGGGUUUUACCUGAGAUCAUGCUACCAGUGUGGUUCACAGACAACCUGGAUGCUGCAGCGACCUAUGUUCAGAACCAGAGUGAGGACUGCCUUUACCUCAACAUCUAUGUACCCACUGAAGAUGGUCCGCUCACAAAAAAACAUGAUGAGUCUACAAUGAACAGACCGAGGGAUGAAGAUAUUCGGGAUCGUCGCAAGAAGCCAGUGAUGCUGUUCAUCCAUGGAGGCUCCUACAUGGAGGGCUCAGGGAACAUGUUUGAUGGCAGCGUCCUUGCUGCCUAUGGAAACGUCAUCGUGGUCACCAUGAACUAUCGACUCGGCGUGCUUGGGUUUCUGAGCACAGGGGACCAGUCUGCUAAGGGGAACUAUGGCUUGUUGGACCAGAUCCAGGCCCUGCGCUGGCUCAAUGAAAACAUUGGCCACUUUGGAGGAGACCCAGAGAGAAUCACCAUCUUUGGCUCAGGAGCUGGUGCCGCCUGUGUGAACCUCCUCAUCCUCUCCCACCACUCUGAGGGCCUGUUUCAGAGGGCCAUCGCUCAGAGUGGCUCAGCCAUCUCCAGCUGGGCAGUCAACUACCGACCAAUGAUGUACACCAAGAUCCUGGCAAGGAAGGUCGGCUGCACUCUAGGGGACAUGGCCGAGCUGGUGGACUGCCUAAGGAGGAAGAGUUUCCGGGAGAUAGUGGACCAAGACAUCCAGCCUGCACGCUACCACAUCGCCUUCGGGCCUGUGGUAGAUGGGGACGUGGUGCCCGAUGACCCUGAGAUCCUUAUGCAGCAGGGUGAGUUCCUGAACUACGACAUACUGCUGGGUGUCAACCAGGGAGAGGGCCUCAAAUUUGUGGAUGACAAUGAAGGAGAAGACGGAAUAUCAGCAGCCUCGUUCGACUACACUAUCUCCAACUUUGUGGACAAUCUGUAUGGAUACCCUGAUGGUAAAGACAUCCUGAGGGAGACCAUAAAGUUCAUGUACACAGACUGGGCUGACAGGGACAACAGUGACAUGCGGAGGAAGACCCUGCUGGCUUUGUUCACAGACCAUCAGUGGGUGGCCCCGGCUGUCGCCACUGCCAAACUGCACGCUGAGUUCCAGUCGCCUGUCUAUUUCUAUACCUUCCACCACCACUGUCAGACCGAGGCAAGGCCAGACUGGGCAGAUGCAGCCCAUGGAGAUGAGAUCCCCUAUGUGUUUGGGAUUCCCAUGGUGGGAGCCACUGACCUGUUUCCCUGUAACUUCUCCAAGAAUGAUGUAAUGCUCAGUGCAGUAGUCAUGACAUACUGGACCAACUUUGCCAAGACAGGGGAUCCUAACCUACCAGUUCCUCAGGACACCACGUUCAUCCACACCAAGCCCAACCGCUUUGAGGAGGUCAUCUGGACCAAGUUCAGCUCUAAAGACAAGCAGUAUUUGCAUAUCGGCCUGAAGCCUCGUGUCAGAGACAACUACCGGGCCAACAAGGUGGCCUUCUGGCUGGAGCUGGUGCCACAUCUCCACAGCCUCCACAAGGAAAUCAUUAGCUCCAUCACAACUCUACUGCCGCCCAGAGGCACCAACCGCUGGACCGGCGGCGGCGGCGGUGGUGGCACCCGUUCCACGCGACCUGCAAUCUCCACCUACCCGCCUGAUCCUGAGCCCGAUGGUUCAGAGAGACCCCGCUAUACUCCCUUCCCCGAUCAGACAAGGGACUACUCUACCGAGCUGAGUGUGACAGUAGCUGUGGGCGCCUCGCUUCUUUUCCUCAACGUGCUGGCCUUUGCCGCACUUUACUACAAACGGGAUAAGCGCCAUGAACUCAUGCAGAGACGCCACCGCCGACUGUCCCCGCAGCGCGGCACAACGAUGGGCAUGGGUGUUGGCAUGGGAGUAGUAGGGGCCCCACCGCACAAUGACCUGGCGCUGAGUCAGGAGGAGGAGCUAAUGUCUCUGCAGAUGAAGCAGCAGAGAGUGGAGCUGGAGCACGGCACACCCCUCCCUUCCCGCGGCGUCCACGGCGACCUGGAACCCCUGCGGCCUCCUGUGUGCCCACCCGACUACACGCUGGCCCUGCGGCGGGCACCGGAGGAUGUGCCACUGAUGACAGCCAAUACCAUUACCAUGAUCCCCAGCACCAUCAGCAGCAUGCAGCCCCUCCACCCUUUCAACACUUACCCCCCUGUCCCAGCCCCGUCCACUACACCCGUCCCCAGCCACAGCAACAAUGCCCUGCCACACCAACACUCUACCACCCGUGUAUAGGACCAGGCACAACCUCUGCUACCCGACUCUGGGCUUACAGAGACGCACCACACAAACUGCUCCAUACAAACUCCACCUUCAUCACCCUCUAUUCUUCUUCUUUACUAUAUCUUUGUCUUUUCUCAUUAAGCCCUCAAAUAAAGCUGCAGUUUGGAAGAUUUUAAGCAGUGAAAUGCCUCUAAAAUGUGAUCAUAAAUCAAGGGGGAGUUGAUUAAAAAAGAUCCUUUGCCAAAAGCCUGUCAUCACAGGUACAUACUGCUUUGCCCCGUUAGAGCUCUCUCAGUAUCUCGUGCUUAGGUGAGCCACCAAACGCAGCUUUAAGCUCGUAGCUCUCUUCAGAGAGACAUGGAGCUAAUCACACUCAGUCAGACAUCUUAUGUGUAACUUGGUUGUUUUGCGCAUGUGUUGUUGUGUCAGUGUAAAACUAUGUUUGACAUUGAAUACAUAUAUUCAUUUUCAUUAAUUUAGUGAAAAGAUAACACGGUAGCAGCUUUGAAUGCGGCAGCAUAUGCCCCGACAAGCUGUCUGUCAUAAAGCGGUGAUUUCUUGAAACUUACAAACUGCAGCUUUAAAGGCCCAAUCUGGAAGUGAAAUUUGGCACCCUGUGUUGAGCACGAUGUCCCAACAGCUGUCUCUGUGUUUCUGUAUUGUACUUUUGUUUAGUGUGAAAUGUGUUGACAGCACAGUGGAAGUACAAGGAUGAGCUAUUUGACAUUUAAACAUGAGUUUUUCAGACAUUUUAAAACUUUAUUUCUUCUGUUUGCAAAUUUAUGCGCCUGUUUUCAGUUCUGAUGUGACCUAAAUGCCAUCUAAAGUAAAAUGCUUUUUAAAAAUUCUGUAUACUCACAAACGCUGCUUUCAAAACAUUUCCAGAUUGGGGCUUCGACUGUUGGGCGGUACAGGAAAUAACUGAAUCAUACUCAGUCUGUGGGAUGCAACCUGGAAUCCAGGCUGCCCAUUAGAACUCGCUGCAUCUCCGCCACACAGGCUCUAUGUCCAUCACUUUAUUUGUUUCUCACUCAUUAUCCCUCUGUCUGUACCCUCAUCUCAGCCCAUUUAACUGCUUGUCCCUUUCCGCUGCCUCACACUCUUUCUCUCUCCGCAUCUGCCCUUGUAGCUCUUUUUAUUAAACCAUCGACAUCAUCCAUCUCCAUCUCCACUUCUCUCCUCUUUCUCGCAAUCACUUCUAGACUCUUUUUUUCCUUUUGGAGUCUUUUAUACAAAAACACAAAUGUAAAUGAUGUAUUAUUAAUAAAUUGUAAGGACAUGAAUGAAAAAAAAAGAUAUUCUGAUAUCUCGUUUUUACCAGCAUUCUUGGUGCCAAGUACUGUGAUAAAGCUCCUCUUUCACUGGCGUCCAGUGGAGCGCCUGGAGAGGUCCAUCCUGACUGUAACUUACAAAAGGAAUUACCAUCAUAAAAAGUGCCAACCCCUUCCAUCUUUCUUUUUCUUUUUGAUCCACACACUUUUUUUUGAAUUACACUCAAUGUUGCACUGUGGCUGGUCUCUUCUUCAAAAGGGAAAUCAGAUUCAAUAUAUCCUCGUUUAAAAAAAAAGAAUAUAAAGUUUAUUACUACUUUGCUGUCUGAGAUAUUUGCAUGAUUUUAUUUUUAUUUUUAUAAAGAGUGUGGACCGAGAAGUUUGUUUGCCAUUUUGAUGAUUUGCCUUGUUCUUCAUUGAUUUUUUAUUUUAUUUUGAAAAUCAUUUUCAUUUUCUAUUUUAAUAUCAGCUGCACUUUGUGGUACUUCAAACAGGUAUUAAAGUAUUAAGAGAUGAAUAUUGUGUAAAACUAUGAUUAUAACAAAGAGAGUAAAUAUUUCCUCUUUAUUUUUUUCAUUUGCUAACACUGAGGCUGUGCCGCAAAACUACCAGAAAAACUGAUGAAAGCCUUUUUUCUUUCCUCCCUCUUUUUGCUCUGUUUCUCUUUAUCUUUUGCAACUGUCAACUUUGCAGUCACUGUCUCUCAAUCUCACCUGAAGAUAGCACUUUUUUAAGUUACGGGAGAAAAAAAAAGAAGCAAC